CGAUCUGCCAGGCGGGCGAGCGCGUGCGGCUCCGUCAGCCUCCGGCACCCACCGCGGGGCUCGGUGGCCCCUGUGCAGCUGGGGACAGCUCCCCCCCCACCCACCACGGUGGGGACGAGCUUUUGGGAAGCCCCCCCACCCCCCCCACCCCGCGUCUCCUCGCUGUAGCAGGGCGCUUCAUGGAGGGCGAGGAGCUGCCCCCUGCCCCUCGGCAGGAACCGCCCGGAGGUGGUGGCACGGAGGGACGACAUUCCUCCUUCGGAGCCCGGCCCAGCGAGGGAUGCUCUGCCCCCGCCCCGCAGUGCCCGGCGGUGCUGGCGUGCAGCAGAGCCGGGGAGCCCGGCCAGCCUGGGAUCGUGUCCCCUUUCAAGCGAGUCUUCCUGAAGGGUGAAAAAGGCCGCGACAAAAAGGCCCAGGAGAAGGUUACGGAGAGGCGGCCUCUCCACACCGUCGUGGUGUCCCUGCCCGACCGCGUCGAGCCGGACGUCCUGCUGAACGACUACAUCGAGAAAGAAGUGAAGUAUUUAGGCCAGCUGACGUCCAUCCCGGGGUACCUGAACCCCUCCAGCCGCACCGAGAUCCUGCACCUGAUCGAUAACGCCAAGCGAGCACACCAGCUCCCGGGGCAGCUGACCCCCGAGCACGACGCCGUGAUCAGCCUGUCCGCCUACAACAUCAAGCUGGUGUGGCGGGACGGGGAGGAUCUCAUCCUCAGGGUCCCCAUCCACGACAUCGCGUCCGUCUCCUACAUCCGCGACGACUCGGCUCACUUGGUCGUGCUGAAAACAGCUCAGGACCCCGGGAUCUCCCCCAGCCAGAGUCUCUGUGCCGAGAGCUCCAAGGCGCUCACGUCGGGCUCGCUGUCGGAGAGCGGGGUGGUGCCCGUGGAGGCUUGCUGCUUGGUGGUGCUGGCUACGGAGAACAAAGUGACCGCGGAGGAGCUGUGCUCACUUCUCAGCCAAGUCUUCCAGAUUGUUUACACUGAGUCCACGAUCGACUUCUUAGACAGAGCAAUAUUCGAUGGGGCGUCCACGCCGACGCGGCACAUGUCCCUGCACAGCGAUGACUCUUCUACAAAAGUGGACGUGAAAGAACCUUACGAGACAGAAGCAAGCACUGUUUCCUUUCCAGAAGCCUUAGAAGCCGGUGACAACUCCCCCUCCUCCUUCCUGCCACAGCAGUCUCCCCACGUUAAGACCGUCAGCGAGAGCGAGCUGAGCACCACGGCGACGGAGCUGCUGCAGGACUACAUGAUGACGCUACGGACGAAGCUCUCGUCCCAAGAGAUCCAGCAGUUCGCCAUGCUCCUGCACGAGUACCGCAACGGGGCCUCCAUCCACGAGUUCUGCAUCAACCUGAAGCAGCUCUACGGGGACAGCAGGAAGUUCCUGCUCCUGGGCCUGCGGCCCUUCAUCCCCGAGAAGGACAGCCAACACUUCGAGAACUUCCUGGAGACCAUCGGGGUGAAGGACGGCCGCGGCAUCAUCACGGACAGCUUCGGGAGGUACCGGCGGACGCUGAGCACCACCUCCAACUCCACCACCAACGGCAACGGCGCCGCGGGCAGCUCGGACGACCAGUCCGUGCCCUCGGAGGAGGACGAGUGGGACCGCAUGAUCUCGCACAUCAGCAACGACAUCGAAGCCCUGGGGUGCAGCAUGGACCGCGACUCCUCCUGAGGGCGGCCCGCCCGAGGGACCCUCCGCUCCGGAAGAGGAUUUGGGGAUGGAGCAGGAUGGAAUCACUCUCCCGGCCUCUUCAACGGCUUCGCUGGCCCCAGAGGCCGUCCGCAGGAGGCUGCGCCCUCGUCCUGGGAGGGCGCGCGUGCCCACGGGUGCACUGCAGCGGGGGACCCGGGCAGGAGCCCGGCCUUCAGCCUUCCCUGGUGCAGUUCCGUCGCCGCGCGGGGAGCGGGGCCGGGAGAGAGCCCCGCGCCGAGACAAGCUGGCUGCAGCCCUCUCCCUCUCCCUGGUUUACAGUUUUGCACAUGGUGUCCCUCCUGUAACUGCUCUUCUCCUCCCCCCUGCCCCCCCCCCCCAGUUUCGAAUGAAGUUUACCACAAUGUGAAUUAUUUAAACCUCGCCUCCAUGUUGUCAAAGCAUUUCGCACCCGGGGACCAGGCCCUGCUCCCUCUCCCCCCCGCCCCGGUGCUGCUGCUGCUGCUGCUCCCCCGGCCGGCCUCCACGCUUCGUGCUUCUGCCCUGCAGCAGCCCCGACUGCAAACCCCCAUCCAGCCCCCCCUCGGCUCUGCUCAGGAGGUGGUGGGACGGGGGCAGCACCCGCUGGUGGCUCCUGGCUCCCCGCGGUGCCCCAGGGAGGUGAGCUCCGCGCCAGGACCCACCCGGGGAGGGCUGCAGGGCAGGGUAGAGAUGUUGUAUAUAUUUUACAGGCGGUUACAAACACUUUUUUUUUUUUUUAAACCUGCAUCCCUCAGCCUUCUGUUGUUCUUUUUGCCGUCACCCCAAGCAGGCAUCCAGCAGGGCCCUGGGAAGAAGGAGGGCAGGCAGAGGAAGAGGAGGAGGAGGAGGGACAGGGAGCCUGGGGGGGGCUCCGGCAGCCCUGGAGCUGGCAGGGACAGCUCGCUGGGAGCCCAGACACUUGCUCAGCACUCUGCACCCAGCCUGCCCCCCCCCCCCCCUGCCUCGUGCACAUUCCUCACGCUUUGUCCGGGGGCUUUGUGGGGUUUUGGCUGCAUUUUGUGGCUUCCCCUGCUGGGACACGGCCCCAGGGCACCCGCUGGCACUUUUUCCACACCACCGGGCUGCUCCGAUUAACCAGACCUUUCCCUCCCUCUGCUGCAUGAAGCCACCGCCUCAGCGCCCUCCUGCCGGGGCUCCCAGCACCGAGCCUUCAUCCUGCCGUCCUCCUCCUCGCUCAGCCCCCCCCCCGCUCCGGGCGCUUCUUACCCCCCUGUUCCUGCAGGCUCCGCGCUGGGAAUCGCGGCCAGGGCACGGGCGCAGCCUGGGGGGGCUCCUCCCUGGAGGCUGCUUCUGCUCAGCAUCGCCCAUGAGCCCCGAGCAGGGGAGAAGGGGGAGCCCCUGCACCACCAGCAGCGGGGCCCGAGGUUCGUUUUCUUCUUUAAAAAAAGAAAAAAAAAUGAGGAAAAAAAGCCAAGCUCGCGAGCCAGGGGUACCGGCGCUGGGCUCCCAGCGAGCACUGGGAGCAUCAGUCCACAACCCUGGGAUCUGUCGAGUCCUCAGUGCCUUCUUACACCCUGCCAACUAAAAAAAAAAAAAAAAAACAAAAAACCAAAAACCAAAAACCCACCCCCAAAGCACACACCGACGCUCGAGUCACUGACUACUCCGGAAAA
Messenger RNA from Cygnus atratus (black swan), 3313 nucleotides. It is a transcript of the gene CCM2, whose product is annotated as CCM2 scaffold protein. NCBI's taxonomy places the organism in Eukaryota, Metazoa, Chordata, Aves, Anseriformes, Anatidae. The coding region runs from base 180 to 1679 and encodes 499 amino acids. Gene Ontology annotation, biological process: heart development; vasculogenesis. The record is from RefSeq and is a predicted model, not a curated record. The transcript is spliced from 11 exons.